AUGCCCAGUGACAGCUGUGAACACUGUGAUUGGAUGAUUUUGCUGUUCGUCACUGCAGUGGUCGGCAGGUUUUCUUUCACCUGAGUGUUGAUGUUAAGUGCAGCAGAGCAGUGACCUGCAUCAGUGUGACCGGGUGACACAGGAUUCUUGUUUUUGGCCUGUGGUGAACGAGGUUUAAGACGUUUAAACACAAAGAUUCCGGUCACACUGUAAGACGAGAAUCACCUGCUUUAUCUGUGGUGGUAACACGACAUCAUGGAGAGCAGACACACAACGUCCAACACACCUUUGCCCAGCUUUCAGCCAGAGAAUCGUCUCCCCCCUCUAAAGCCUCUCAUCCCCCUCUAAAGCCUCCUAAAGUUUCCAGAGACUAACCUCUAACUGCAGAGAGAAGCAGGAGGAGGAGGAGGAGGGUCCAGCUGAAACCCUGAUGAGGGGUCAAGUAGACAAACGCAGCCUGACAGGCUUUAAAGAAACCCUCAAAGCACGGGAUGACUCUUCUGAGAGUCACUGGCUGUUGUGUUCGGAGUGUCAAGCUUUCACGAACAUGGGAAACAAACAGAGCAGCAAACUUUAUGCAGAGAGUUUGGAAACUUUGCCGAAAUCACCCAGAAUCCAGAGCCCUCAGAAGAGAAGGAGAAGAAGAGAGGACAGUCUUCACCAUCACCUCAGGACGAUGCCCGGGACUCCUCAGGUUCCCUCAAAGGCCAAGAGACCAACAAAGCUUUGGGCGACAAGCUCUCCAAUGUCUGGAGAGUGGUACUUAGAGGAAGACAUCAUCUACACUCACACAGGCAGGAAAAAUGUAGUUACUGAGAAAGACAGGGGCAAUAAAACACAAGAGUUAAAGCCAACCUGGAGAGUGAAGCUGCCUGAUGCUGCGUCUGGAAAUUCACCUAAAUAUCACAGCAAGAAUGAAAGUAUAUCUCAUAGAAAGGAUUCAGUGGUAGAGAAUGAAAGUGCUAGUGCUGACUCAGACGCUGACCAUUCCGAUUAUGACAAUGAGACAUACUCAGUGCGUAGCACUGACUUAAGUAGGAGGACAGAGGAGAGAACCAAGAGAGCAGCAACAGCUCCAAACAGCCAGUCAGUAAGAGAGAAAUGUGAGGAGAAGAAAUCAGAGGAUGAGGCUGUGAAGUCCACUCAGUGUUGGUUUGAGGAGCUGAGGAAGAGAGCUGCAGCACAGCGAGUGAGGGGCAAGAUUGAGGAAGUUGAAGGAAUCAUACGACGGGUGAGUCUCACCAGUUUGGACUGGAUCAAAGAAGGUAGUAAAGAAGGUGAUGAAGCUGAGUUUGUUCCAGGUGGAGGCUUUAGUGAGGAUCAGCUCGAGCAACAGAGAUGCCAACCUCAAUUCAGCUCUGAUUCCCAAAAGGAAACUCGUAACAUGGGGCACAAUGCAGACAAGAUUCUUCUGGCAGAAGAACUUCAUGUCCUAUGUGAAGCUCUGAGCAAGAGCCUCCAGCAGGUGCUGAGAAUGGAGGGAGCAAAAGUGGACGACAUACAGAAUCCAUCACAUCCUCUAUCACGUCCUGACCAUUUCAUGCCAAAGGAUUUGUUACUAUCUCUCUCAAUCAGUGGAGGAGCCUCCUCUGAACCAUCACCACCUCUGUCCACACUCCUUAAUGUUUCUGCAAGAUCAUCCAUCAGCUUUGACAGAAUGUCCCCAAUUCUGUCCCCUUCAUUCAAAUUAUUUCAGUCCAGCCAGCUCUCUCAGCACGAAGAAGAAAACCAUGGGAGUCACAAAGAGCACAUGUACUCAGGAAGUUCCAUCAAAGUCACUGCUAACAGUGCCGAAGCAGAAACAGGUCAGAGGGAUUUCAAGGAGAAGCUGGAGAGGACAAGCUUUGGGCUGAGUGAGGACUUUUACAUGCAGACACGCAGACUCAACAAGGAGACAGAGACCGGCCAAGAUUUUCUGCUCUCCUCAGAUGAAGCUCUGCAGAGGCAGGAGGAGAUCUGGCAGCAGGAGAUUGAAGAGUCUCUCUCCUUCUGUCACUCACUUUCUCAUCCAUCCAGACCCAAACUUAUCGACUUCUUACGCAUCACUCCUUCUGAGGACGACAUCACGGACACACCUACAACCUCACCGCUACCCCACGAGUUUAGGUUGGACGUUUCCCCACCAGGAGAUGGAGAGGAACGAACUCCUGGUCGUUUACAAGCCGUUUGGCCUCCGGUCAAAGAGGAAAAAGUUGGCCUCAAGUAUACAGAAGCAGAGCAUCAGGCCGCUCUGCUGCAGCUGAAGAGAGAAUGUAAAGAGGAGCUGGAGAAGUUACAGGAGGACUUUGUUCAGGAACUUUCCAGACUACGUGUGGAAAACGAGGACAAUGUCUCCCGUCUGGAGUUCACUCUGUCCGAGCUGCAGGCCAAACUCUCCCAGGUUGGGACUCACUGUAGAGGGGAGCUGAAAGAUGUCGCUGUGUCCACUGGAGACGACUAUUUACUAAAAUCUUUCCGCACCGUUUGCAUCCAGACGGACAGAGAGACAUUUAUCAAAACCCCGGAUGAUGGAGAGGGGACAGGGAGGAUAUGCAUGAGUCCUCAGCAGCAGCAGGUGACCCCCAAAAAACUGGACCUCGCGUCCAUCAGCCUCAGCCUGGCAGGUCAUCGGGACAAUUCAGUGUCCUCCAUUUCAUCACCUGUCCCCUCAUCCCAAACGCUUCUUCCUCCUGGAGUCACAGAACAACCACCGGCCCCGACAAACAAAACACACAAUCUCCCUCCACCUCCUCCACCACCACCACCCCUGCCUUGUUUGUCAUCACCUCCAAACUACAUCCACACAUCAAAUAUCUCUUCACCACCUCCUCCUCCACCCCCUCCACCCAUGCCUGGCUUAGCUCCCCCACCUCUUCCUCCUCCAGGUGGGACUUUCAUAUUGGACAACCCUCCACGGAAAUCAGCAGUGGAGCCGACACAACCCAUGAAGCCUCUUUACUGGAGCAGAAUCCAGAUCCAGGACAACAACUGCAACACAGUGUGGAAUGUUUUAGAGGAGCCAAAGAUAAUCAACACCAAUGCGUUUGAGGAUCUCUUUGCAAAAAUCACCACUCAGACCAAGAGAAAACCGCUGUCUGAGGCUUAUGAGAAGAAAGCCAAAUCCAGGAAGAUCAUUAAGUUGCUGGAUGGUAAGCGCUCUCAGGCCGUGGGCAUCCUCAUAUCCAGCCUCCACCUGGAGAUGAAAGAUAUACAACAAGCUGUACUGAGUGUGGACCACUCUGUGGUGGACCUGGAGACCAUCGAAGCACUUUAUGAAAACAGAGCGCAGCCCGAGGAGCUGGAGCGGAUCAAGAAACACUACGAGACGUCGGCGGAAGAGGAAGUGAAGCUCCUGGACAAACCUGAACAGUUCCUGUAUGAGCUUUCCCAGAUACCAGACUUUGCAGGACGAGCUCACUGCGUCAUCUUCAAGUCAUCGUUCACUGAUAUGAUCGUGUCCGUUCAAAGCAAGCUCAACACAGUCUCCUCCGUCUGUAAGGCGCUGCUGGACAGCAACGACGUCCGGGAGGUGAUGGGACUGGUGUUGGCUCUGGGGAACCACAUGAACGGAGGCAGCAGGACCAGAGGUCAGGCUGACGGCUUUGGCCUGGAGAUCCUCCCUAAACUCAAGGACGUCAAGAGCAGAGACAAUCGUAUCAGCCUGGUGGACUUUGUGGUGUCGUACUACCUGCACAACGUGGACAAGAGUGCCGGCACAGAGAAAAGUGUCUUCCCUCUUCCUGAACCUCAGGACGUCUUCCUGGCAGCACAGGUCAAGUUCGACGACCUGAGCAGAGACCUGAAACAGCUCGUGCGAGAUCUAGCAAGUUGUGAGAGAAGCGUGCAGAGGGUUUGCUCCGACUCUCCUGACGAGCACCUGCAGCCGUUUAAAGACAAGAUGGAGGCUUUUGUUGUCAGAGCACGAAAAGAACACACCGAAGCUUCCUAUCAGCUCAUGACUGUGCAAAAAAGUUUCCAGGAUUUGGUUCUGUAUUUUGGACUGAAGCCAAAGACCGGGGAGACGGAUGUGACAAGCGGCCAUUUCUUCAUGCUCUGGUUUGAGUUUUGUGCCGACUUCAAAGCCAGGUGGAAGAAGGAGAACAAGAGUAUCUCUAAGGAGAGGCUAAAGGAGGCUCAGCUGUCAGUGAAGAGAAUCACGGCGGAGAAGAAAGUCGAGACGAGAAAGAUCAACCCCAACAGCCUGAAAGACCGACUGCGUCAGAAACAGGCCAACGUGUCUUCGACUUAAGAGACAUCACCUGUCCCAGGUUGGACCCUGAUAUCGGCUCCAGCUCUCACAUUAUACGCUCUCAUAUUCAGCGACACUAUCACUUUAUUCCAGCUCAUAUUACCUUUUUUUAUCAAUGCUAAUUUGUUGUUUGUAAAAUGUUACCAAACCCACAUUAACUCUGUAAUCGUUUACCUUUUUUUUCUUUCUUUUUUUAAUGGGAUUCAUUUGUUGCUUAAACUGCGAAAAAAAAUACUUGUUUAAAUCCAAAAAGAUUGAUGCAAUCGUUUGUGCAACAUUAGAUCUGUGUAUAGAUGAUUACAUUGCUCUUAAUUUUGCAUGUGUCAUUACGACUGACUGUAUUUUCCACUAAUAAAAGCACUGAAGGUUGA
Molecule: messenger RNA, 4599 nt
Organism: Solea solea (common sole)
Lineage: Eukaryota; Metazoa; Chordata; Actinopteri; Pleuronectiformes; Soleidae
Gene: fmn1
Product: formin 1
Exons: 19
Coding region: 431-4228 (1265 amino acids)
Biological process (GO): cortical actin cytoskeleton organization; actin nucleation; actin filament network formation
Cellular component (GO): cytoplasm; actin filament; cytoskeleton
Molecular function (GO): microtubule binding; actin filament binding
Source: RefSeq, a predicted model, not a curated record